AUGAUAAUACGGCGAACUGAACUCGGAAAUGUAACCGAUGUUACCGUAAUCAAUGUGGACGUGGAGCUGGUUAAGGCGCUGUACUCCCUGCUGCCGCGCCCGGUGAGGUUCGUCUCCAGAACAUUCUACUGGCCGAACGGUGCUGUGUUCAACGACGUCUAUGUCAUUCAGUUCGAGGACAUUUUCAUAUUUGAACAAGGAAUGGACUCCGUCAGACGAGACCCUUUUUGGAGUCCGCGAGCGAAAUUCAUUAUUAUCAUUGAGCACCUGGAAAAUUAUCUUCAAGAUGUAUCGGAUUUUCUUCUACGUAAUCAUAUUUACAACGUCGCUCUUGUUGCUUACUCGGGCGAUCGUAAUGUAUUGGUUUAUACAUUUGGCAAUCAAUACGACCAGUGUAAUCGACCUGUACUAAAUAUGCUAGAAACGCGGUUCCGUUGUUCAGAUUCAGAAGUUCAGGAUAGAGAUAUCGACGAAAUUUUUAGAUCUAAGUUGAAACCUAAACUCCUGGGCUGCCAUGUUAAAUUUGUGUCGCACAAUUAUUGGCCUUUUGUGUCUUUUGAGGGCAGGGAUGCUAUUGAGAAUUAUUUGUUAAGACUAAUUCGUGAAUACGAAGGUAUCACGGUCGAACUUGUAGAUUUCGGAAAGGUUGAACAAUUUGGAUCACGUUUGAAUAACUUUACGUACACGGGUAUGUUGCACGAGAUUGAAACAUACCACGUGGAAGGAGCUAUAGGCGGUUACUAUCUAACUUAUGAUCGAAUGUCAAACUUGGAUUUCAUCGACCCUUACAUUAUUGAUCGCCACAAAAUAAUUCUACCUCGAGCAAAACUACUCAACGAGUGGUCUGGAGUCUUAAAACAAUUCGGGGAACUAGCUUUGUGGGCGAUUUUUGCAAGUUUUUGCAUAAUCUGUGUCACAGUUACGCUCAUGGGAAUAUUUAAAAAGCAAGUAAGAGAUACGAGUAGGGAUAUCCUCAUCGUCUGGGGUUAUUUUUUCAGCAACAUCGGUAAACAGAAGGCUAAAUCAGGUAUAGCAUACAGAAUGGUGCUAGUAAAUAUACUUAUAUACGUGUUUAUAAUAUCAUACGCUGCUCAAGCCUCCUUGCUGGGCGCUACAACGCAUCCAAUUCGAGAUUAUCAGCCUAAAAGCCCCGGGGAAGUCGUUUCCAACUACCAGUUACUGAUCACUCCCAACUUAUUUAAUCACUUAUCGAGAUAUUCACAUUUCGACUUGACGAACGCCAGCACAAAUUGCAAUACGACUAUAGACUGCAUGACGAAGGUCAUGAAUGGUGAUCAUCGCCUUUUUACAAUAGCGUCCGAUAUGCACAUUCGUUCAUACGUUUGGAAGUUCGCCGAUAAGAACGGUGAGACGAAGAUCCAUACUAUUAGAGAGCCUGUUGGAACCCUUCUGAAGACUAUGUACCUUCGGCGAGGGUCGCCUCUAGUGGGGCCCUUGAACAAACUUCUUCGAAGGAUAUAUUAUUCAGGUUUACUGCAAUGGUUUGGCAAUAGACUGCAUUUUGCUGAACGCUUUAAGUACAAGUUUCGCGCGCGCAGAGGAAAGCCCCAAUCUUUGAAAGGGUUGAGAGGUGUGUUCAUGAUUUUGGUUUUUGGAUACUGUAUGUCGGCUAUCUCGUUCUUACUCGAAUAUUUACUAUAUGCAUUCAUGGUUUUCUAUGGAACAGCCUUCCGACACAUAAGAUAA
Cydia splendana is the source of this 1707-nucleotide messenger RNA. RefSeq lists its product as uncharacterized. Lineage: Eukaryota; Metazoa; Arthropoda; Insecta; Lepidoptera; Tortricidae. The record is from RefSeq and is a predicted model, not a curated record. The coding region runs from base 1 to 1707 and encodes 568 amino acids. The transcript has a single exon.